CAACUACAAUUACUAGAAAAAUAUUUUCGAACAGUUCGCUCUUACGAAGUAAGUGUACUGCCCUUAAUUCGGCACCAUGCCCCUGAUGGUUGGCGAGCUGUCCGUAUGGCUCCGUGCACCUCGUAACAUUUUCAUCAUUGCCUCUCGCCCCCAAAGUGUUCUCGCUCAGACCUGUGUGGCUGGGUUAUCGCCGUGGAAUCCCCAGUUCAACUGAAUACGCCACACCGACGCAUCAUCUUGGUUCCGACGCCCCUUGCCGUUUCGCCCCUGACAGCUCUACAGCGCUUACCAUCUGCGCUGAUGGAUGGGCCCUCAUCGUUACAGGUCCAGGCCGCCCAUGUAGGUGGUAGAGGCGGUAUGGGUCUCGCUUCUGUCCAUCCCGCAGCUGGACACCUAUGGCUGCCGUCAAUUUAUGCGCAGAAGACGGAAGCAAAUCUCGAACUCUUGCUGAGCCUGGUUUCUCACAUCUCCGCCGACGGCUGGCUGGCUGCAGCUUCGAUCUACGGUACUGUGGCAGGCCUGUUUGCCGUCUGGACGUUGACCGACAAGCCGCUCAUACCACUGCGAAACUGCUGGCAGCUCCACGCCAAGGAGGCCUUGCUUCUCCUGCUCUCGGCAACAACCGCAGUCCAGCUUGGAAUACAGCUGACAAGUGGUUCCCGGCGCGCCGAUGACUCUGCAACUGCCUGGGCCGAGAUUGGUGCAUCCCUAGUGACAAUUGUGUCGUUGAGUGUCGUCUUUUAUCUCAACCGGCUCGAGCAUUCGCGACUGCGCUGUGCCAGCACGGUAGCUCUGCUCUACUGGCUCGUUCUUCCCAUAGGCCUCGUGGCGAAACUCCAUUCUCUGCACCUUCGGCAAGUUUACUUGACCAACUCGACCUACUAUGGAGCUGUUUGCAUCGCUUGCGGCCUGGCGAUGGCCCAGCUUCUGCUCGAGUCAAGCUGGAGGAACAGUACCAGGUCCCAGAAAGGAGGAUUCAUCAAUAAUGAGUGCUUGCUCGACUCGUCGAAUCUUUUUUCCGUGUUGGCUUUCUCCUGGGUUACCCCCUUGAUGAGGCUGGGCUAUAAGAUGCCGCUGGAGGACUAUCACCUGUGGGACUUGCCACGAACAUUGGCGGCCCCCUUCACUGGCUCGUCCUUUGAGGAGUGCUGGCGGACCCGUCGCUCGUACGGCCGUCCGGCUUCGGCCGUAAUAUUCGCCCUCAUCAGGGCGCUCGGUCUGCAGUAUGCGGUGGCAGGCUUGAUCAAGCUCCUCGGCGACCUUUGUAUUUUUGGGCAGCCUCUGCUGCUGAGUAGCUUGCUUGCCUUCAUAGCUUCGCAUGACGAGCGGCCACGGGGAGAUGUGAUCGCCACCGGAGCCAGGAUUGUCUUGUCAAUAUUUGGCCUUGCCGUUCUUCAGACCGUUCUCACACACCAAUAUCUACAGAUGGUGGCGAAUACCAGCAUCCGAGCCAAGGGUGGUUUGAUGGCUGCGAUAUACAACAAAUCUCUGCGGCUUUCUCACGAAAGUAGGUCGUGCCGGCCCACCGGCGAUAUUGUGAACCACAUGGCAGUAGACACGCAGUACAUCCAGGACCUCAUACCGAUGGCCCAUCAGCUGUGGUCCGCACCUCUACAGAUAGUUCUAUGUGCCCUGGCACUGUACCGUCUGGUUGGGUGGGCGCUGUUAGCGGCGGCGAUCGUCACGCUGCUUAUGCUCCCUCUCAACGGGUGGAUAACCAGCGCCAUGCUGAAUAUCCAGGAGCAGGUUAUGCGCGCCAGAGACUCGAGAAGCCGGAUCGUCUCUGAGAUGGUGAAUAACAUCAAGGCCAUCAAACUUCAUGCCUGGACGUCCGCUAUGCUGAAAAGGCUCGGCUCCCUGAGGCGUGACCACGAGCUCCGCACUCUCCUCAAAAUGGGCACCGUACACUCCGCCGCUACACUCAGCAUGGUGGCCGCCCCUUUCUUCAUGUCCUGCGGGACAUUUGCUUGGUACGCCCUUAUUGAUAAGAAACGUCUCACGGCCGAAAUCGUGUUUCCUGUUCUCGCCCUAUUCCAGCUGCUCGGCGUUCCGCUGGCCUACCUGCCUAUGUCCAUGACCCUUGUCGCACAGGCAGGAGUCGCUUCGCGCAGGAUAGGCGCUUUCCUGAGCGAGGGCGAGGUCCAGCAGGACGCCACCGUGUUUGAAGAGGCCACUGAUCUCCCUGGAGACGAAACUGUGCUUGUGCGACAGGGUGAAUUUUCGUGGCAGUUCGACGACGACCUGGGGAAUACUUUGGACGACAUCAACCUGACAGUCCGGAAUGGGCAGCUGUGUGCCAUGGUGGGAGAAGUUGGGGCGGGCAAGUCGUCUUUACUCCAUGCGAUCCUGGGCGAGAUGCACAAGACCCGUGGCAGCGUCGUCGUUCGCGGCUCGGUCGCCUACGCAUCACAGCAGCCCUGGCUCCUACACGGCACGGUUCGUGAUAACAUCCUGUUUGGCCAACCCUUCGACAAGGACUUUUACCAGCAGACCAUCGCUGCCUGUGCCCUGCUAGAAGACCUGGCCCAACUCCCGCAGGGCGAUGCCACCGUCAUCGGUGAGCGCGGCCUGGGUAUCUCUGGGGGACAGAAGGCCAGGGUUGCUCUUGCGCGAGCUGUCUACGCCCGGGCUGACGUUUAUUUGCUGGAUGACUGUCUUUCUGCCGUUGAUGCGCACGUUGGUCGGCACCUGAUCUACCACGUUUUGGGCCCCCAGGGACUGCUUCGCACAAAGACCCGGAUCCUGGCAACUAAUACGACUGCGGUUCUUACAUGUGCCGACUACAUCUACCUACUUCAACAGGGCGCCAUCGUGGAAGCUUCCUCGCCGAAGACGGCCUCGUUUGAUCCAGAGAGUCGGAUCGGGAGGCUCCUCGCGAAAGAUAGCGGGAACGGAGCUGUAGAGGCUGCUGAGGAGGUUCGUGGAAUCUCGUUGCCGGUGGACGUCGGUCCAGCUGUCGAGGAGAGCAGGAAGAGAUGGAGCGAGACCACGGUGGGAACUCUAAUAGAAGGCGAAGGAGAAGCCGCGCAGUCGACAAACCACUCCGACAGGCAAAGGGACGAAGAGAGCCACACGCCAAUACACGGAGAGUUGAAAUCGCUGUCCUCGAGAGAGGUAAAAUGGGAGGUUUAUGCCCAUUACGCGAAGGCUGUUGGAUUUGACGCGGUCGUGCUGUACUCUGUGAGCCUCAUAGCAGCACAGGCCAUCCAAAUGGGGAGCACGCUUUGGCUGAAGAGGUGGGCCGAGACAAACGCUCUUGAGAAUAAUAGAGCGAACAGCACGGUUUACAUCGGCGUUUACAUGGCCCUUGGACUUGGGUCCUCUUUCAUAUCGUUUGCCCAGUCGUUGAUCUUUUGGAUUGCGUGCGCCACCAGGGCAUCUCGGAAAAUCCACGAGAGACUGGCCGAGGCUGUGUUUGCUUCGCCUAUGUCCUUCUUCGAUGCUACCCCGGCAGGGCGUAUAACAAAUCGUUUUCUGGGUGACAUGAGCCGAGUCGACGAAGCCUUGGGCCGUAGCAUCAACAUGGUCUUGACCAACAUUCUACGGACCUUCUUCACCCUGGGCAUUGUCUCCGUUUCUACGCCGGCUUUUACCUUGCUCAUCAUACCCCUUGUCGUCGUCUAUCUAUGGGUUCAAAGGUACUAUAUCAGAACGUCGCGUGAGCUACGACGACAUGAAAGUGCCACUCGGAGUCCAGUCUACGCGCAUUUUCAGGAAUCACUGCACGGCAUAUCAACCAUCCGAGCAUAUCGCCAGCAAGCGCGGUUCGGGCGUGUGAACGAGGCCCGAGUAGACGCGCACCUCCGUGCCCUAUUUCCCUCGGCAUGCGUGAAUCACUGGCUCGGAAUUCGGCUUGAGAUGCUCGGCGCAUUAGUGCUGCUUUCAUCGGCCGGGUUCUCUGUUCUGACCAUCGCCCGCGGAUUGCCGCUCAGCCCCGGCCUCGUGGGUCUCGCAAUGAGCUACUGCUUGCAAAUCACCACCUCACUGAACGCCGUGGUCCGGCAGUCGGUUGAGGCGCAGCUCAACAUCGUCUCCCUAGAGCGCGUGCUGGAAUACACGCACCUCCCGUCCGAGGCCGCCGAAGUCGUGGAGGACUGCCGCCCUGGGAUGGGAUGGCCGACCGAAGGGGCGGUGACACUUGACCACUAUAGUGCGCGCUAUCGCAGCGACCUAGGUCUGGUUCUCGACGACGUCUCGGUCGAUAUCCGGCCCGGUGAGAAGAUCGGUGUUGUCGGACGUACGGGAGCGGGAAAGUCGUCGCUUGGGCUCGCACUGUUUCGGAUCAUCGAGCCGGUAGCGGGUUCAGCGCACAUCGAUGGCGCGGAUAUCUCGGCUAUGGGCUUGUCUGAUCUCCGGAGCAGGCUUGCCAUUAUACCGCAGGAUGGGGCGCUUUUCGAGGGGACGCUGCGUCAGAACCUUGACCCGGGGAAUGAGCAUCUGGACAGCGAUCUCUGGAACUCGAUUUACGAGGCAGGCCUGGCACCUUUUGUUCUCCAAAGGGGAGGUGGCCUAGAUACCAAGAUCUAUGAAGGAGGUUCCAAUCUCUCUCAGGGCCAGCGCCAGCUCGUGUCACUGGCACGUGUCAUGCUCAACCCAUCUAAUGUGGUUGUGCUCGACGAGGCCACGGCGUCCAUGGACGCGGCGACGGAUGAACGCGUGCAGGCGAAGCUCAAGAGCCCGCUAUUCAACAAUCGUACCGUGAUUACCAUCGCGCACCGCAUCGAUACGGUGCUCGACUACGACCGCAUCCUCUCGCUGGAGAGGGGCCGUGUGGUGGAGUUUGGCCCGCCUGCAGAACUUCUUCGGCGGCAAGGUCUGUUUUAUAGCCUGGCUAAAGAAGCGCGACUAGUUGAGGAACCUUGACGGGUUCUUCUCGGUUUUUGAUUCUUCCUACUAAGCUUGCAUCCAGAACGAUACAAGAUCAGCUCGGGCGUCAUUGAAACCGGCAAGUGGCCAACAUGGUGCAUAGGCGUUUCAGUGCUUCAGGCCUAGUUUCACCCCUUUUGCCCCCUUUUGCCCCCUUUUGUCCCCUCCUGCCCUUUAAGCCCCCUACCAUUUACCGACCCUUGUUUACCUAACUAUCAUGCACGGAUUGAAGCUUGGAGUACGGAGUACAGAACACUGCUAGGUCAUAGUUGGUCCAUAUAAUAUUCUGCCAUUUCUGUAGACACCAUUCUGUACUGUUAUAUGGGUAUGGCAGGAUCUACCCGAUGAGAUGGGUGGGCGAACAAGAGAAAUAAUAAGGACUUAUCACGAUAUAAGUCAACUAACUACCUGGAACCCAGAAUAGUACAACAGCUG
This is a messenger RNA of Sodiomyces alkalinus F11, 5301 nucleotides long. RefSeq lists its product as hypothetical. NCBI's taxonomy places the organism in Eukaryota, Fungi, Ascomycota, Sordariomycetes, Glomerellales, Plectosphaerellaceae. Gene Ontology annotation, molecular function: ATP hydrolysis activity; ATP binding; ABC-type transporter activity. The coding region runs from base 301 to 4863 and encodes 1520 amino acids. Gene Ontology annotation, biological process: transmembrane transport. The record is from RefSeq and is a predicted model, not a curated record. The transcript has 10 exons. Gene Ontology annotation, cellular component: membrane.